CUUUUGCUGAUUUCUUCUACGGCUUCUGGCGUCUAAUCCCCGUGGCAACCAAGGUAUAACUGGAUUGACAUUGAAAAAAAUAAUAAUAAAAAAAUGAAUAGGAAAGCUUUGUUUUCAGAUGUCUGUCUUAUUUCAAAAUCCCCCGCAAAUGAUAAUAACCAACAAAUUGACAUUGAAAAUGUUGUCCUUCUUAGCUACUGUCUUAACGACGCCCCUGGUUCCCCCUGCAGAACGCGUUUGGACUCCUCCCAGAGGUUUGGCCGGAUUUAAACUCUCGCCAGCUGGCCGCACACUCCCAGUCCACUGACACACGCGUUACGCACGAUGAUGCCGGCUUUGGCUCUGGCUCUGCUGCUGGCGUCGGCGGCGGCUCAGGGCCCGUUCGACUUCGGCGGGCCCCCGCGGGAGGAGGAGCGUCCGUUCAAGCGCAGCCAGUGCAAGUCCAUCCCGCCCUCGCUGCAGCUGUGCCGGGACAUGGAGUACAGCGACAUGCGCCUGCCCAACCUGCUGGGCCACGAAAGCAUGAGCGAGGCUGUGCAGCAGGCGUCCUCGUGGAUCCCGCUGGCGCACAAGCGCUGCCACCCGGACACCCGCAAGUUCCUGUGCUCGCUCUUCGCGCCCGUCUGCCUGCCCGACCUGGACGAGGCCGUCCGGCCUUGCCGCUCGUUGUGCGAGGGCGUCAAACGAGGUUGCGCGCCAAUCAUGGCCGCCUUUGGCUUCCCGUGGCCCCCCAUGCUGGACUGCCGGGCCUUCCCCGCCGACGACGACAACGACCUCUGCAUCCCGCCCGCCGACCACCGCAACAUGGUGCCCGUCACCAAAGAAGUGCCCAGAGUGUGUGACGCCUGCAAGGAACGCGACGAAAAUGACAACGACAUCGUGGACAACUUGUGUAAAAACGACUUUGCCCUGAAAAUUAAAGUGAAGGAGAUCUCGUACAUGGACGGCGACACCAGGAUCGUGCCGGAGAACAAGAGCAAGACCAUCUACAAGCUGCACGGCGUGAGCGAGCGCGACCUGCGAAAGACGGCGCUGUGGCUCAAAGACGGCCUGCGCUGCGUCUGCGACGAGAUCAACGACAUCGACGCCGCCUACCUGGUGCUGGGCCGGAAGAUGGACGACGGGCGCCUGGUGGUCACCUCGCUCAAGCGUUGGCAGAAGGGACGCCGCGACUUUAAGAGGAUUUCGCGCAGCGUGCGCAAGCUGCAGUGCUGAGAAAAAUAGGACGACGGCAAAAAAACAAAAAAAAAAAAACAAAAAAAAAAAAACCCAGAAGUGUCACAUUUCUUUUCUCCAAUUGUAAAAAAAAAAAAAAAAAAAUCUAAACUUUUUGAAGUGUUUAAAUGUACAGGUCAUGAUAUAAGUGAGUUGUGUCGUGUUGGUAUGAAAGGAUUUCCAGAAAAAUGUGUCCACCAUCAAAAAUUCAUCUUGAAUAUUUUGCUAGCUUGGACAAUUUCUACGACGAUUCCGCUUGGACAUGAGAAAUUUGAUAUUGAA
This is a messenger RNA of Syngnathoides biaculeatus (alligator pipefish), 1497 nucleotides long. It is a transcript of the gene sfrp2, whose product is annotated as secreted frizzled-related protein 2. Lineage: Eukaryota; Metazoa; Chordata; Actinopteri; Syngnathiformes; Syngnathidae. The transcript has 3 exons. Gene Ontology annotation, biological process: negative regulation of canonical Wnt signaling pathway; canonical Wnt signaling pathway; non-canonical Wnt signaling pathway. Bases 325 to 1215 code for a protein of 296 amino acids. Gene Ontology annotation, molecular function: Wnt-protein binding. The record is from RefSeq and is a predicted model, not a curated record.